Messenger RNA from Alternaria burnsii, 2016 nucleotides. RefSeq lists its product as uncharacterized. The record is from RefSeq and is a predicted model, not a curated record. Lineage: Eukaryota; Fungi; Ascomycota; Dothideomycetes; Pleosporales; Pleosporaceae. Gene Ontology annotation, molecular function: chitin binding. The transcript is spliced from 3 exons. Bases 1 to 2016 code for a protein of 671 amino acids.
AUGAGAUCUAUUAUCCUUGCGCUAUUUGCCGCUCUACCUGUCAUUAAUGCUGCUGUAAGUAGCCCGCCCAUCUCCAAGACCGGCCGCUGCGGAAGCAGCUUUGGCCUUACGUGCACCGGCUCUUCUUUUGGCAACUGCUGCUCGCAGUACAACUACUGCGGUAAGACUUCCGCCCAUUGUGAUGCUGGGUGCCAGUCGGGCUUCGGGACUUGUAAAAAUUCGCCUGCACCGAUCGCGGCGUCCCUGAAAGUGUCAAAGGACGGGUCUUGUGGCGGAAAGAGUGGCUCCACGUGCUUGAAGUCUGUGUUCGGUAACUGUUGCUCGCAAUACGGAUACUGCGGCUCGUCAAAUGCAUACUGUGGCUCGGGAUGCAACCCUGCUUUUGGUUCCUGUUCGAGCUCAUCUUCCGUCUCUCCUACGACCGCGCAUCCAACGUCGACGUCAACACGUGUCACUGCCACUGCUUCGUCACCCGCCACCAAACCAGGUGUCCAGAAAAUUUCGACAAAUGCGCGAUGCGGCAAUGCCUACCAAGCGUCACCUCUUGGAAUGACUUGUGCCGGGUCCAAAUGGGGCAAUUGCUGUAGUCAAUACUCAUACUGUGGAAGCACCGAUACAUACUGCGGUAGUGGGUGCCAGCCAGGCUUCGGCAAUUGCAAGCCCGCGUCCUCAUCCCCAUCGUCCACACCCGCGAAGGCCCCAGUUGCGCCAUCGAGUGUGCUGUCAACCAUGAGGAUACCAGUAGUCCCAUCAUCUGCCUCGCCAACAAGCAUCACGUCGUCGUCUGCUAGCUCGUCUGAGCCCAUGAGCACAUCGCUCACUGACUCUAUCACGUCUUCUUCAACCACAAUUGCGUCUGUCGAAGAGCUGUACACAAGUACGCUCGUAACAAGCGCAAGCGCGUCAGCUACGGACGUGGGAGUCUCGUCCUCACUGGAGGCCACUUCAGCGUCAGCAGCGGUCCCGGAGAUUGUUCCUGCGUCCAGCGAGCUUCCAACCUCGCUCGCAACGUCAGAGAUCACCACGUCCACGAACCCUGUCGUUAGCUCUCCCAGCGCAUCAACUAGCCUAUCAGAAUCGCCUUCCUCUAUUGCUGAGCUUUCAAGCACGGCUACGGCGCCGCUCGCUACGUCAGACGUCGCUUCCGCCGAACUCGACACUGCCUUUUCCGUCGCAUCGCCUACCGUGCUCGAGACGUCUGUCGAGCCGACCACCACGCCCACACAAUCAAUCACUGACCUUCAGAUGGUAACAAGCGAGACCGAGACCAUUUCUUUGACUGCCACUCCCGUAAUUAGCACAUCGCCAUCGCCGGAGUCCACAUCAUCUGAGCCUACGUCCACUACAAUCGAAGAGUCCACAUCGAGCUCAGUGAUUGAAACACCAUCACCUUCCCCAGACACACCGGCUUCCUCGUCCCUAGUGAGUUCGAUCGCUGCGACAUCCACCUCAUCCGCGCCUGCGACCUGCAACACGCUCGCUGUGAAUUACAACCCUUCCUUUGAAAGCGGUGCCAUCACGCCUUGGAUCACCAGCCAAAUUUAUCCAGCCGGGACAUUCAAAAAUGAAGUUCUUUCUGCAGCGUCGGCGCCCUUUGCGCCGCUCGACGGAUUGAGUGCGCUUUACACCACCUUAACCAGCCGCACCACAGGGGGUACGUUCCAGUGGAGAUAUACCCUCCAGAACGUAUACAUCCCAGCUGGCAGCAAUUUCAACUGCACAGCAGGCGUCAAAGUGUUCCAGGGCGACAACCGCAAUCAAGCAUUUCCAAUAACAGCCGUCUUGGCUGUGGACAAUAUAGUUGUGGGCAACAAUGCAAACGGCAUCUACCGAGGAUCUGCUGGCAGCCUAGGAGCCAAUGAUUGGAAACGUAUUGGUGGUACUGGGGUUGCGAACUCCCAAGACAUGCAUACAAUCAUCGUUCAAUUCGCAAACUCUUUUAGUUACACUGGUGCGAGUCUUACGUUCGCGCUCGACGACCUACAGUGCUUUCCUACAGGGCAAUGCGCCACGUAG